AAGGCACAUAGGGCUUUGCAGGAAGCAACUGCUGUUCGUGCUUGCUGGUUUCGUGCUGGUUGGUGUUCCAUGUGACCUUGCAAAGUUAAAUGCCAAUUAGGUCUUGCAGUAUGUCAAAGGAGAUAAAGGUGGGUGUUUAUCAGCCUUUUCAGAAGAAUGGCAGACUUCUGUCGGACCCUUUACAACUAUUUGGGACUCAUCUGUGAAUGAACAGAUUGAGAAUGAACAGUCUCUGAAUGAGCAGAAUUCACAGCCGUUGAAAUAAAAAGAGGGUUUUUUGGACUCGUGUGCUUUUACUGUAUCAGGAAGCCUAGGUCAGAACAAAGUGAACACACUAUGCAAUUUUGGGCUGCAUAAAACCCAUAACCCACCAAGUUAAAGUUCUAAGAACAAGAUCUUAGUAAAUUGCCAUCAAACAUAACUCAUAUCCAAGAAGACUGGAGCAACCAGAUUAUCAGAAGAAUGUUUUUCUUCAGCUGUUAGAAGAGUUUGAGUCUGUUGUAGUAACUGGAAGUUAAGAUCAUACCAAAUGAAUUAACCUGAGACAGUCAUCCUUGAAAGAGAUGUUCAGCAUUUGAGAAUUAUAUAAAACUACUUGAAUUUAUGGAUAGAAUGGCGAAAAGCAGAUCCAGAGAUGCCUACAAUUAAAUAUAUACUUAUUCUGUACUUCGCCAAAAAAAGGACAAUUGUGAAAACAAUAUUUUUUUUAAAAAAAAAAACUAGAACUCAAGAUCUGUAACUGCUAGGAAGUGGAGGUUUUUCAUAGUUGAUAUUAGUCUAUCACAAGGUGAAUCAACUGUCAAAAUAUCAGGUCCCAAGAAAUAAAGGCAAGAAUGACGAAUUCAGGAACUCCACUUGAAGAGUAGUAAGAAGCGGAUAAAAACAUGGUACUGAAGAAUCAACGAAAUCUUGCUUUCCAACACAAUCCUUUAUCACAGUUGCCAUUCCAAUCCAAAGAACUUUGGGCAACUUACAAAAAAUAAAAUAAACGCCCAAAAUAGAAACGCAACUACCAGUUGAAUAGAAGAUCAGCAUCUUAAUAAUGAAACCCUAGGUGGCUGGGGAAGAAUGUUUUAAGCCUUCUCCUGAUCUUGUCAUAGGGAAGAACUAAGACCCAAAACCAACAGCCUCAAAUAUUCUCCCAGUGGAGAUCUUGGGUUGGUUUUAAAGACACCUGAGGCAUUUUCAGAAAGGGAUGUCUUACUGGCCUAACCAUGCAGAAGAAUAGAAAAGAGAACGAAGAAGUUGGCCAUCCACACAAAUGGCCAGGCUGAGAUUAUUUUACUUCAGACACGUGAUGCAAAUCUCUGGAGGAGGCUCUGAGGCUGGGGAAGGAAAGAGAAGAAAAGGACCACCAGCAGCAAGCAAAGAGCCUUGCUGGUACAGUGGUCUAAGCACCCUGUCAUUAACACAGCUGCCUGCAAUUACUGCUGGUUCGAAUCUCUCCAAGGCUCAAGGUUGACCCAGCCUUCCAUCCUUUCUAAGGUAGGUGAAUUGAGGACCCGGUUUGUGGGGGCAAUAAGCUGACUUUGUAUAAAUAUACUGUUGGAAGAAACAUCCUUCUAGGUUCUGCUCCAAGUGGGGAAAAGGACACUGGAGACAUGGAGACUGCUUGGAAAGAUGGUUUAAUGGUGGACAGCAUCACAUGGCUUGAGUUCCUGAACAGAAAAGGGGCAGAUACAGUAAAUCCUCGGGGUUUUAUGCUCUCUCUGGCUCUGAACUUCCUGGGGCCCAGAAAGAGUAUCCUGAUUGGUUGUCAGACUCCCAGGGGGUGGGGGCCUUGCUGGCUGAUGGUCAUAUGUGCUUCCCAGGUCACAUGUGAUGAGUUUCUGCUGAUAUUCUGUAGAGAGCUAAUCCUAUCUUUGUUGGAUCUUUGGAAAUUCCUACUAUGGCUCUGCCUGAAGGAGGCAGAUCUUUGUUAUGUAGAAUAGACUGGCCCAGGCCUUAAUGGCCCAUUGACAAAGGGUGGGGGCAGGAAGGUGGGAGCUGCUUUGUCUGUAAAAUAUGCUUCUCCAUUUCUCAUCCAGGGAAAUAUAAUAUUCUGCCUUUUUCAUAUUUCCUAAAAUAUUUCACUCUUCCAAGAAAGAGGUGGGUGCUAACUUCCUACAUAUACAAAAGGAUGAAGGCUAUUGCUUAACGCAUUGUAAGCCACCCUGAGUCUCCGGAGAAGGGCGGCAUAUAAAUCAAAUUUAAAAAAAAAAAAAGGCGGGAUGGACUCAGCCACCAGUCCACGACCUGAUCAUCCUGGAGAAAAUCUAUGUGGCCACUAAAAAGUCUAAAACCACCGUCGAUGGCAUCGAAUCAAUCAAAUCUGGAGUUUCUGCACAGUUCCUCAAUCCAACUCGGCCAAGAUCAACCCUGGUUCGUUUCUUAGAUCCGCCGGGCGAAGCCAAAUGCCCCCCCCGGGACGAGCCCAGCAGCUGCUCCCAAACCAGGAGAAGCCACAACUGCAGCGCUGCUUCAGGCUCCACCGAGACCCCCUCCCUGGACAGGCAAAGCUUCCCAGAUGGCUUCUCCGCCCUCCCCACCUUUUCUUCCCAAUUCCUCGGGCUGGGGUGGGGGCAGAAUCUCUCCCAAAGCAGCUCAGGUUUCAGGAUUUCCCAUUAAGGAACAAAGGCGCCUCCGGGAGGCGGAGAAACUCCGGCUCAACCCCCCCCCGCCCCUCCCCAAGCCCGGGGAAAGGAGGGGGCGCGUCCCCGGCCCCUUGCAAGCCGGCAAGCGGAGCAUCUGCAGCCUUUUGUCUCUGCCCGGCGCCCGGCAGGUCAGGCGGAGGAAGCCCCGGGCGCUGCUUGGAGCCAUGCAAGAGCCGGAGGCGAACUGCAGCGAGAGCCGGCGGCUGCAGCGCCUCCUGGGCCGCCUGUGGCAGGAGCUGCGCGGCGGGGGCGGCGGGGGUCCCGGCCCCAGCGCUUCUUCCAGCCCCGCCGCGCGGCCCCCGGCGGAGGACGACGCCUACCUGUACAUUCUGCUGAUCAUGAUCUUCUACGGCUGCCUGGCCGGCGGGCUGAUCCUGGCUUACACGCGCUCGCGCAAGCUGGAGUCCAAGCACGACCCCUACCAUCUCUACAUCGAGCGCGACUGGGCGGCGGGCGGGGGCGGCAGCAGCGGAGAGAGCGAGCCCCUGUGACGGGUUGGGGGAGGCAGCGAGCCCAACCCCGGCCCCAGGACCCCAGCCUUCCUGGGACUCCAAGGGGGGGGCUUCAGGGUUCAACAGGACCCCCACUGUCUUUCCAAGCCUCCCCCCCAGGAAUUGCCAUGGCCCGAAGCGGAGACGCAGCAUCAGAGAGCCUGUAAAGAAAGUGAACAGGUUGGGAUGAAUCUGGCUCUUUCACCCACUCCCUCCACCCCACAAAUCCUGGGUGCCUUGGAAAGAAGAGAACCCCCCCUCCCCCAGAUUCUGACUGCUUCCAACCCAACCUGGUUGCUUUGUCUGGCUCUGCUCUGCAAAAUAGGUGAGUUCUCCAGCCAGCCCUGCUCAUCCGUCGGGGUUCGGUUUUUUAAGGUGGCUUUGGCCGCCCAAUGUCUUCUGCAAUGGAUUUUGGCUAAGGAGAAAACCCAGCGUGAAACCACAGGUGACUGACUCGCUCUUCUUCAUCCCUCCUGGCAGCUGCCAGGGCUGGGUUUUGUCAAAGGAGGCCGAAAGAGGCCACGGCUGCAUCCAGAGACUGGGAGGAAAUUCAGAGGCUUGAUGUCACCUUGCAAGAGAGCCAGAGCCUUACAGUUCCAAAGGGUGCCAUUGUUUUUUUGCUUUCACAAUCUCAAAUCAAUGCGUCUCUCUCACAGAAGGCAGGUCAGCAUCUAUUUAAGGCAAGAGUGGACCAGCUCCAGUGUUGAGGAUUUCAGAACCCUGUGAUGCUGGAUUUCAGAAAACACAAGCAUUCAAAUGUUCCCAAAUAAUCAGAAAAGGACAUUCUCAAGAUCUCAGGAUAAGACUAAAGCAGGACUGUUAAGCGUGGUUUAAGAGCUGUCUCAAGCCUCAUCCAAGAUUCCCCUGCUGGAUUCAGUUGGCUUCUCAUUGUUAAAGGUUUUAGAGGAAAAACUUAGGUAUGGGAGGACAUACACAGGUAUGAGAAGAUGGAAGGAUCUGUUUGAAAAGUAGGGCUGAUCCAAAGCCAAACCUUUAGGAUUUUGUGUUGUGGCAGUACCUUACUUAUGCUUCAAACAAUAUUCCCCAACCUGGGUGGUGGCAACUCCCAGCAGAUACAUCUAGGGCAGUGGCCCCCAACCUUUUGGGCACCAGGAACCAGUUCUGUGGAGAGAGGUUUUCCUCAGACCAGAAGGGGUGUGGUUUCACGUGCUGCCUGCAUCCUACGGAUGGAACUUUGCUUGUUUGCACGGCCCAGUUUCUGGCAUGCUGUGGACCGGUGCCGAUCCAUGGACCGGAGGUUGGGGACCCCUAGUCUAAGGCAUUGGGGCAGUAUAAAGAAUUGACCUAAAGAAAUUGCUGGCUCCUAGUCCUAGUCCUUUUCUCUGCACAAUUUAAAGUGAUGGGAGUUAGUUGCCAAUUGCUUCACUGCCAGGUCCCAGGUAAAGUCACGUGCCGUUGGGGAAGGAGAUCUUUUCAUCUCUGGAUCUUCUCUUUUGGAAUUGGGUAGUUAGGAGAUUCAUUUAGUGUCCAUAUUAUGAGAUGGUGGUAUACUGCGGGCAUUUUAAACAAGGGUGAAACUUUUAAUUCCUAGGGCGGUGUUUUUCAACCUCAGUAAUGUGUGGACUUUUAACAACUCCCAGAAUUCUCUAGCCAGCGUGAGAUUGAGAAACAGUGCCAUAGUCUAUUUCCAAUCCAUUUUGCAGAAUUGUGUGGAUGAAUUUAUUAGUCACACACAUAAAGGGGAUUGGGCUCUCACAUCUCAUCUUAACAUUCUGUCCUCUUAUCAUUCAUAGCCUGAAAGGGGUCCUGCCUACUGGAAUGGGCCAACUCACUGUGGGACAAUUGAUUAAUUAUUUAAAAUAAUUAAAACAUUAUUUUACUUUUUAGCAUUCACUUUACAUUUUGUUCCUUCUUUUGCAUCCUUUCUUUAAUGAUUCUAUUCCACCAUUUUUUCAAUAUUAGUGUAAAUCUUGUUCCAUGACAAGCUGGUCAUAGCAAAUUGUCCCAUGGUGAGUUCGCCAUAGCUGUCCCAGACCCCCUACCCACUUCCGUUUUUGGUGAUGGUGAUGCUGAUUUUCUUCUUGGUUAUUUUGCAGCCAGCAUUUUUUUUUUAAAAAAAAGAUUUUCAGAUGAUCAUCAAAUCCUAUAAGCAGUAUUUCAGUGGAGAGGCGAUUUCUGUAAUGAACCAAUUUUAAUCAAAUAGACUUUUAAGAUUAAAGAUUUUAAUCAAAUCUUUUGCUGUUUAAUUUAGCAAAGGUGUUGUCUUUGGUCUAAAAUGAAAUGAUAAAUGCUAUGACUUUGUUAACUAGGAAGUAGAGCUAAUGAAAACAAUUUCCAUCUUUUAAUGAUUUUUGAGAGGUAGAUUUCCAGUACAAAUAAAAUAACAUUUACAUGAA
Molecule: messenger RNA, 5481 nt
Organism: Pantherophis guttatus
Lineage: Eukaryota; Metazoa; Chordata; Lepidosauria; Squamata; Colubridae
Gene: KCNE5
Product: potassium voltage-gated channel subfamily E regulatory subunit 5
Biological process (GO): negative regulation of delayed rectifier potassium channel activity; regulation of ventricular cardiac muscle cell membrane repolarization; membrane repolarization during action potential
Cellular component (GO): membrane; voltage-gated potassium channel complex
Molecular function (GO): voltage-gated potassium channel activity involved in ventricular cardiac muscle cell action potential repolarization; transmembrane transporter binding; potassium channel regulator activity
Source: RefSeq, a predicted model, not a curated record